AUGAGACGCGGCCGGGGAGAUCUGAUCAAUGCGGCACUCCCGGACGAGGUCCUCAUGGAUAUAUUCGCCCGCGUGGAGAGCAAGUCCGGCCGGGAUGCUUGUUCUCUGGUGUGCCGUCGCUGGCUCCGCCUCGAGCGGGCUUCCCGCCGCGCCGUCCGGAUCGGGGCCUCCGGCACUGCCGACCGUGUCGUCCGCUGCCUCGUCCGCCGGUUCUCCGGUCUCCGCGACGUCUUCUUCAACGAGCGUCUCCCGGUCUCAGCCUCUCCUCCCCGCUCCCCCCCAUUGGCGUUUACCAACCGCAGGACGCGCCUUUCAGCGGUGAGUCUUGCAAAUCCUUUUACCUUAGUUCUGAUCCUGCAACUCUUUAAAGGGUUUACCUGAAUCUCUAUGCCAUUGCAUUGAAACAAAAAAAAAAAUGGGCGUCAAGUCUCCGAAACUGCUUACGCCAUCGAAAUCGAACCAAACAGCGUUUUGAAAGUUGUCUAAAUGAAGCCACAGAUGAUAAUGAUUAUGGGCUAAGCUAUCAUUUCUAAGGUUGGCGACAGUAUAACGAGGGAACCAUUUACCGGGUAUUUUGCAUGAACAUCUGGCUGAUAGGUUAGCCGAUUGAUUGAUAGGGGAUAGUGCACACCGAUGAUCUAUCACCUUCAUUGUGACGGCUGAAAAGAGCACUGGAUUUGGCACCUUACGUACGGUUUAAGAAAACCAAUGUUCUUUUGUUGCGUCGUAAACAAGUUUUUUGCUCAAUAUUCUUAACUCCAAAAUGAGACGACCUUGCUCAUUUGGAGAACUACGGAAAAUUGGAUAUGCGGAAUGGCUAAAUUUAUAUGAGGUUUAAUCAACUGGUAUUGGCUUGUCCAGCAAGUUGUUGGAGAUGAAAUUGACCGUUUAAUUGGAUUUGAGUUUCGAUAGACUAAUGAUUCACCGCAUAAAACUGAGCACGAAAGGCAAUUCUGCAUCUCUUUCGACUGCACUUUCAUUGGGAAGGCAUGACCUCAUUUUUAUUAUGACCCGAUGCCUAAGGAUUCUUAAUGUAAGUUUUUUUGGCAUUUUCGUGGCGGGAACAUCUCUCCAACUUUCAAGAAUGAUUUACUCUUCAAAACUGGUUCGUUUUUAUGUGAAGAAGAUGAAGCAUGCUUCACCUACUUCAACAUUCAUAAGGUGGAAGAUGUCUUUAAAUAUCCUUGCUGUAAACGCUUGAGUUAAGGGAGGUUCAUGCAUUCCAUCUACCGCCCCCCCCUCCCUCCUAACACACACACGCACACACACACACACACACACAUCCCACUUGCAAAGGAAAGAAAAGAGGGAACGUUACCAAAUCUAUAUCUAUUUAAUUUGCUGUGGACGGGAUAAAUGCUUCUCAAAAAUAUUCCAGUUUAGAAUUCACUCUGCGGUUAAAUGUUUGGGGAACUCUUACAUCCUUUUAAAUUGAGAUUUUUGUCAUUGAGACUUUCACGAGGGAAUUUAUAUGUAAUUGAUACUCCACCGUUCAGAGAACAUAAGAACUUCAUGCACUUUAUGUAGCAAUGCAAACGAAUAUUUGGAUCACACCGUUUGUGUAGAAUCUGUAAAAAUGAAAGAGACAUGGAGAAGUUGGCUGGAGAGGAGAUCAUGGCUAGUGGUAUCUCAUACUACAUGUGAACAUUUGCACUAUCUGAAAGAAUGAAACAUUCACAUUUUUGCUCCUGAGAGACACUCAUCGAGUAAAUGAGGGCAAAGGUAAACCUUAAUGAGGGAGAGGAUGAGUAUUUCCUUUUGAGAGCUUGGAUAUUUAGAGUGCCACGGGCCAUCCUAGUUUAUGGUUUUUCCUUUAGUAUAUGGGCACUUUUCUCAUUAGAGGUGAACGUUUGCAUGUGUAUAUUCUUGUUCUUCCUUUUUUAUUCUGAGGCCAUCAUAUGUCUGAAUAAGGAUUUUAUCUGAUAACGUUUGUUUGUUUUUUUAAUGGAACUAGAUCAUAAAAGUGGACAGGUCCCACCACUUUCCUAUGAAUACGAAUCAAAUAAAUCACAGAAAUACCAUGUAUUAGCCAUCAGGAAACUAAGGUGAGGCUAACAAUGCCAGCCAAAACAGCUGAGUUUCUGAGUAAUUGAAUUCUAAAUAAAUUGAACGCAACAGUAAAUUAUUCUUUUGUUUCUGGUCACUCUGGUGACAGUAUCUUGCAUGCGCUGACUGGGGCUUGUAUUGUAUUCUAAGAAAUAAUUGAAAGCUUCCCUAAAAGAAGGCAGACAAAAGGAGUUCACACGUCUGAGAGUCUGCCCUAUCUUUGUACAAAAAUGCUUACUUCGUUGCUUUGUCGCUCCAUAAUGAUUAAAAAUGAUUAUAAUUUCCCACAGAAGCUGUAUGAUUCUAAAUGUCACAAAAGAUGAUUGGUGGCUUCAUGACAGGCUCUGCAAAAAAAUACGACUGUUCUCUGUGGUCUGACUUUUCACUGUAGGAGGAAUGCUAAUCGUGACCUUCUCUCAGAAAAUUCUUACCUUGGUUAGGAGAUUCGGGUCCUCACAAAACGUUUCCCAGCACUGUACAGUUGCUUUCUUCAUAUGCUGGGUUCUGUCUUCUACUAAAUUAUUAGUAUCAGUUAGUGUGCUUUGAAUUCUUUUUUUCCCCUCUCACACUUUUUAACUCUAUUAUUCCGUCCUAGAUCUUUCAGUGUCCUAAGGAGAAUACUACGUAACAAGAAAAAAAAUAUACAGUUUGAUGUAAAGUCCUCACCAUUCAGGAAUUUUUUGAUAUUAGACCAUCCUCUUGAGAUGUAGGAUUGGGUAGCUAAUUAUGCUCUUAUUUGCUUUAAAAAACUAAGUGGAUAAAUAUUAUUACUUGCACCCGUGAACCAUGGGAGUUAUUGAACUAUUAAAUUCAGAUUUUAAAAAACUAUUAAAUUUAGUUAAGAUCUUGCAAAAGUUUGCUACAGGUAUCUACUGGUGGUAUUUUCUUUGUUUUUCUGAAUUAUUAUUAAUUAGACCUAAGAAAGAGAUUGCACUUACCUAUGCCGAAUUAGCGUUGUGUUAUAACUUCCAAAUUUCAUGUUGUAGGCUGCAUUUUGUGCCACCUCGCAAAAGGUUGAGAUUGCCAAACUAAUUUAUGUUCAUCAUGAAGGCAAUGUUAUUGUCAGUUAGUCUUACAGUUUUUCCUUGAUGUUGUAGUAACUUUUGAAAAUAAUGCCAAAGUUUACCUUGCAGUGGAAGUCACUUUCAAACACAUUCAGCAAUGCCAAUUGUGGCAUAAGCAGUGAGACUGAAGAACUUGAAUCUGAGAGUUCCAGUCUUUCUGAUGCCGGCCUUGUUGUGCUUGCUGAGUGGUGCACACAACUUGAAAAGCUGAGCUUAAUAUGGUGCUCUAACAUCACAAGUAUGGGUUUGAAAUCUGUUGCUCAGAAAUGCAUGGCUUUAAAGUCCCUGGAUGUGCAGGUGCAUUCUUUGUUUCAUAGCUGAUUGCUUGAAAAUUUUCACAUUAUGAGUUAACUAGGUAUAGUGUUAAUCAUACCAACUAUGUGAAUGCCAUUUUGCAAUGAUGUAAGAUAUUAUCUUAUUAUUUAGCCAUUCAAACAUAUUUUCUGCCAUUGAGCUGCUUCUAUAUUUUAAUUUUUCUCAUUUUUUCUGGCCUGCAGGAAAUUCAUUAAACUUUUGGUUACUGCCCAUUAGUGUAAUAGUAAGAUCAGAUCAUGUAUGCAACUUGGGGAGGAGAAAUUAUCUUUGAUAUACACUGAUAGACGAUUUAUAUUAAUUUCAUUGUAUAAAACUUAUUUUUCUAUAUUUAUCAUUACAUUAUAUUUUUUUAUUUUUUCUGCACCAAAAUCAGAAGACUGGGUGACCGUACAAUACCAUGAGAAUGAUUUUUGGAAAUCUAAUGAAUCAUCGUAUAAUGUUCAUGCUAAAUAAUUUUUCUAUUAUUAGUGAAUUAUAUGAUUCAAAAAAGAAUAUAUCAUAUCUCAUUGCAAGAUUUUUCUCUCUGUUUACUUCAUGUUUGAUGCAUUUCCUCACACCUUGAACACUUGCUCUAGAUUAGUAGGCAAUGUUGCUAGAAUAUUAUAAUAACUUGGGAUCGUUGAAGCAAACAGUAUAGAAGGCCCUCUAUCUCUGUAGAUUGUGCUUUAGGUUGUUGAGUAAUUUCAAGUCGUUUUCAUGGUAUCAUUGAAGCAAACGGUAAAACUUUUUGAAAGUUAUUGAGCCAAUUGCUUCCAAAAGUUGAGCAUGUUGAUCUUCCAAAAGUUGACAGUUUAUUGGUUCGAUUUGUCAGUUUCAAAUGGCAACUGGGAUUUAAUCAAACUAGUUAAAUAUUUUACUUCUUUUAUUACUGCCUUUUUUCUGUAAAUUUUACUGUUAUUAUGCUAUUGUCUUUUAACUGCAUAAAGCUGUAGCGGCUGGUGUUUCCUUUGUUUGCAGGGUUGCUAUAUUGGAGAUAACGGUCUUAUUGCUAUUGGAGACUAUUGUAAGAAACUUGAGGACCUGAACUUACGCUUUUGUGAGGGAUUGACUGACAGUGGUUUGAUAGGUCUGGUUCGAGGAUGUGGUAAAUCAAUAAAAACUCUUGGUGUUGCAGCCUGUACAUGGAUAACUGAUAUGUCCCUUGAGGCAGUGGGAUCUCAUUGUCCAUCUCUUGAAGUGUUAUCAUUGGACUCGGAAAUAAUUAAAAACAAAGGAAUACUUUCAGUUGCUUCUCAGUGCCCAGCACUGAAGGUUUUGAGGUUGCAGUGCAUAAGUGCAACAGAUGAUGCUUUGUUAGCUAUCGGUUCAAAUUGUGCCUCACUGGAAUUUUUAGCUCUGAACAGUUUUCAGAAAUUUACUGACAGGUGUGUACCAUUCGUUUCAUCCUCAUUCUUUCUAUUUAGCAAAAAAAAAUUAUUCGGGCAGCAUUGGUAUUGUUAUUUUCUAUUUUCUACUGCUAAACAUUGGGAAGCAUGGCCCUCUUUCUGUAUCGCUUUUAGUGGUGUUUGUCCCAUCAAGGUAUUUAAGAAAUCAUUGGCCCUCCUAUUAGCAUUUUCUCUUCCAUCAAGGCGUUCAAGAAUUCUUGCUCCAGUAAAUAUGACAUUAUAACUAUGUUCUUGCCCCUAGUGGUUUAUUUUGUAAAAGAUUACUUUUAUGAUUGGCAGUAUUUUGCAAAAGACUUUGUGGUAUUGCAUUUCUUUUCUAAAAGUCUCAUAUUCUAGAAUUGGUCACUUAGUUUUGUGCUGUUAAAAUUUUUAACUCUAUAAACAGUUAUGUUUAUUAAUUUUUAUUUGAAUGUUGUAGGGGACUUUCUGCUAUUGGUCAUGGAUGUAAGAGACUGAAGAAUCUUACACUUAGUGACUGCUACUUCUUAAGUGAUAAGAGUCUUUUGGCAAUUGCAUCUGGCUGCAGCGAACUGACACAUUUGGAGGUUAAUGGGUGUACUAAUAUUAGUACGUUUGGAGUGGAAUCUAUUGGACGAUCUUGCCCGUAUGCUCUGCUUUCUCUAUUUUCAGAGGCUUAUUCCCUGGGAUCAUAACUAUUACGGAAUUUAUUUUUUUUAUUCGAAUUGGAAUCCUGGCUUUUUGCAAUGGCUCGUUUUAAUGUUUAGGAAUCCAGCAUGUAGUUUUUGAAGUAUUUCCUUAUGUGAGCUAUUGUGUUUUUUUAUCUCAAUUUCAUUCCUUGUAUAUUUUUCUACAAAUUCUAUGUUAACGAUGUAAAAAAAUUUAUAUCUGUGAGGUGGUCUCUAAAAUGUCUGGGUGAUGGCUUACGAGAAGUAUCACUCAAAUCCAUUAUCUUCUUGACACAAGCUCCUGAAUGGAUGACCAUCAAAAUAAACAAAAACUUUUGACCUGAUGAUGACAAGUCAAUUCCUAGAAAGAGGGGAUUAUGGAUGAAAGGAAUGAACGGGGGAUUCCUCAAGAAAUAUCUUUGAAUGGUUAUGGACGAAGAGUAAUAUGGUUCUGGACAGUAAAUGGAGGUAUUAUGAUAUGAGAUAUCCGAUAGGAAUUGAUUUGCAGAUAAUUCCCGAAUGUCUUCUAUGUCUGUAAGGCAAUGUUGUCUCCGAAGAAAGCAUUGAUCAAUCCAAGCACUGAACUCAGCUGCAGAACAUGGGACACCAUCAUGUUUUGCCAAGCCCGAUACAGCAUAGAAGUUUUUUGCUUAUCUUGCGUCUGAAUGAUGAGGAACACGAAAUGCAUUGAUGUCCGAGUAAACCAAGGAUUUAUACAUGAGCUUCAUUAAUGUAACGCCAGCAUACUUCGUCUUCACUAAGGGAGUGGUGAGACCAUGUUCAUUUGCCAUUCGUACACAUGCCACUGGUGUUCAGAAACUUAGGAUUGAAGUUUAGUCUUCAGAUUAGUACUCUAUGGAUUACAAUGGAUGCUAAUUUAUGAGGUUAUGUGGAGAGAGGAAAAUUGUACAAUUUCUGGAAUAAGUUGGAAAUUAUCUCUAGCUUCAUGUGGUUUUCAAUUAAUUAUUGGUGUAAUUAUUUGUUCUUUCUUAGGCAGAGAAUGGAUAGAGAGAAUGUAAUAAUCGGUGAGAAUUCCAAAUGCAGAGAAUGGAUAGUCAGAGAACAAUCAUCUGACAAGUUCUUUGUGGAAGUAUCAUUUAAGAGUGUAGCCGAGGUAGGUACUAAUAAUAGCUUGAGGAUCGGCCUAGUUGGACAAAUUAAGUGAAGCAUAAACAUCCAAACAAUUUAGGGGUAAGCUGGAAAAGAGGGCCUUUCUAUGAGAGGACAAGAGGAGACUUGUGUCCCAAAACUCUGGAUGGCAUUCGAUUGAUUAUAUGUGCCAUUGUCAAAAUUGCUUCAGCCCAUAACUUCUUAGGGAGAAUAUGUUGAAUAUUGGCCCUGCUGUCUAAGGUAGAUGCUUUUUAUCUUGCUCUGCCACCCCCAUUCUCAGAGAAGAUAUGUUGUUAGGUUUCCCUAGGUACUCUUUAUCAUUUUUUUAACAGUUUCUUUAUAGUUCUGGUGCUUGAUUUUUGAUAUGUGGUUGAAUACUUGUAUCACAUUGGGAACUUCUAACGCCCUCAUCAAAUAUAUCCACAUACAAUGUGUAUAGUCAUCAAUUGAUAGAAUAUUUAUGUCCAUCCAUUUAAAUAGUUGAGGACCAGGCAUGUCAGAGUGAAUAAGAUCAAAAGGACUGGCAUUCUUUGUAGUAAAUAUGGACAAUAUGUUCGACAGUAUUUUGAGAGAUGGUAAACUUGACACUUUCCAGACUCAAGGCUAAGUUUAUUAAACAAGGAUGGAACCAGCAAGUCUAAUGAAUGAAGCAGAAAAUGUCUAAGGCAAAGAUGCCAAGGAUAAAUCUCCCUAAUCUCUUUAUUCGCAUUUUAUAUGAUUCUUUGAGACUACAACAUUGAGCAAGCUCUAGUUGAGAGGUAAUGAAACCAUCCUACUUUAUGACCACUUCCAACCAUUUGUCUCGUCCUCACAUUGUGGAAAACAUAAUGAUUCGCUAAGAAUGUUACAUGAAAAUUUAUGGAUUUUUUUAGUCAACUAACAGAAAGUGAGUCACUGGUGGUCAUGAGCAUUUCCUCUGCACAACCAAGGGGAUCUCAGACUAAGCUGUGUUAGUAUCUUGGAUUUUUGGAUUAAGUCACCUGCAGCCUUCACCACUACCAUUCUCCAACUCCUUGUGGGAGCCCCCCUUCAUUGGACGUAUGUAUGUUAUUCUUUUUUCCUUUGGGGCAGGACAGCAAAGGGCACGACUUCAGAGCAAUGUCCCGCUUGCAAUGGGAUGAACCAUGACAGCUUAUGCAUUGCGUUCUGCUUCCAUUUGCCACUGAAAGAAAUGCAGGCAAUAUCCGCAUCAUAUUUGACUUCCAUUGCAGAAAGUUGAGGUUCAGAGUUGACUGCCUGCAAUAAUUAUUGACCACAACGGCCAAGAAUGAUCCUCAUGAUGGAUAAGGUAGAAGCUGUUCGAGAAUUCCAGAUCAUGAUAAGCAAGGUUCAUGCUUCAAUAUCUGAAUAUUUUCUGAGAAAAGAAGAAAAGAAGGGUGAAAAGUGAGGGAGAGAAGUUAACCUGGAAGACCCCAGGCUUAAGGCGAACAGUGGAGAGAAAACAUUCUCUUGUCCGUUCCCACUAGCUCUAACAGAAUAUAUGAAUAUAUAUCUGUACACUUACAUUGAGUCCAUUCAAGUAUAUGGAUAAGGCUUGCAUUCAGUUAUUGGGUUCAACAAGGUUGGAUAGCCAAGCCCGAUUACACGAGCAUAGUAGUGCUUCAACACUAGUCGGGAGAGAGAGAGAGAGAGAGAGAGCUUGGUUAAAAACAAUUACUCAUGUUUAUUCUCACUUUCAAAUGAUCUUGAUUUGGCAGCUAAUUUAUUGCAGAUAUCACACAAGCUAUAUCUUAUCUGACACGCUAAUAUGUUGGUCUCCCGCAAAAUUUAACCUUUCUAUGCUUGUUCCUUUUUUGCGACUUGUACAGAUAUUCUUUUUUAGAUGUCUGUUUUUCUUUUACAUUUCAUUGUGUAAAUAUUUACAAUUGAUACCAGGAAACUUUUGGAGCUGGGCCUAUUAUAUUGCCAAAGAAUUGGCAAUAGUGCUCUUGCUGAAAUUGGUAGAGGUUGCUCCCUUUUGCAAGCUCUUCACUUGGUCGAUUGUUUUAGCAUAGGUGAUGAUGCAAUGGCCAGUAUAGCACAUGGUUGUAGAAACCUGCGGAAGUUGCAUGUUCGUCGUUGUUAUGAGGUAAGAUGCUUCCUGGUUACUCUUUUGUGACGUUGUACGUAAAGUAUUGUAAAAUUGUUGUUAACUUCGUAAGUAAAGAAGAAUACACUGCAUUCAGUUAUAUCAACCAUUCUGGGGAAGGGUAGCUCAAAUGUGUUUUCUAAUUCCAACAAACAGAGAAAUAGGGAGCAAGAAAGCCGUAGGCAGGAAAAAGAUGUGCAAACCUGAGAAAAUAGGAUGAACAGAAGAGAAAAUCUUCAAGAGGCCUCUUCUACUAGAGGUGUAACCGACCUCCUCUCUUCUUCUCUUUUAGCGAAGUUGAAAAGGAAUGGGGAGAGGGUGGUUAUUAGGUGCAGCAAUAACAGAUCCAUGUCAAAAUACCACCGUGACUCCUGUCAGGGAUUUUUCUUCUUCCUCUAUCCUUUCCUUUGAACAGUGGGAUAGAGAGGAUUGUCUCCCACACUUAAAGCUGCCUUGCUAUCGCCAUAUAGUUUAAAUGGAAGUUUCACCUUGACUUCAAUGCACUCAAUCAUUCUGAACCACAUGAGUGCUAUUAAACAUAGUACCAUGGCCCUUUGCGCAGUUUUUGCCCUAGAUCUAGAAACAGCAUUCUGCUUCUUUUUCCUCAAGACAUAAGAUUCCCAUGUAGGCAAGUGCAGUAUCAUGUACGUGAUUUUCUACCACCAUAUGAUUUUGUCACUCAUCAUCCGUACGCCUUACAACCUGCAUGUUUCUGUAGAUAGAAGAAAAUAUCUCUUUCUCAUGGGAGGAUUGGUAUAGUGAGCAAUUUGAUCUGAAGCAUUCGUAUAAGUAGGACUCAGUUUACUGAGUAAUUUGAACUCUAACUUUCGUAAGAGAAGUUCUUGUUGAAUGCACAAACUGAUCGAGUUCACCCACAACGUGGAUAACAGCUAAAUUGUUCAUGGUUAAGUGCAUCAGUGACAUCUAGAGAUUGUCGUUCUCUAGUGCUCUCAUGUUUGUAUAUUUGGGUGUCUAGUAAAGUUUCUAGCUUCGCUCCUUUAUGCAAUCAACAAGUCUAGAAAUGCCUCAAUCCACGAUGCAUCCGUAGGGGAGGAUUGUAUGGGUGGAGACAACUUGAGAUUUCUUAAAAACUCGUCAUUUGCUUGCAAAUGAUCGGUAGUAGGGGCCCUGUGCUGGAAUAUGUCAGGAAUUGCUUCUCACUAAAAUCACUAGAUUUGUCAGCAUUUUCACGACAAGAAAAAAUUAUAUGGACCUUUUGUGGUAUCUGAAAAUGAAUGCAGAGGAUAAAGAGAAUGUAGGCAAUCAGGGUGCCAUUAGAGGCUGGAGAUAUCUCCCUCCUAUUGAAGACUUUCUGUGGGCGUAAAUUGGAACUCAUUCUCAACAAAUGUGGCUUCUUUAAAAUAUAUUGCUUCCAUGUUCAAUGAACUAGACACUUACUCCGUCACUAUAUAAAGAGUAACAAAAGAAAAUACCUUAUAGAGUACUGAGGUGAGUUUGGAAGAUCUUCGAUUAACACUGAAUAAAUUAGAGGCACUAAAACUUUUGAUGGGAGAGCAAGAAAUGGACUUCCUUGGUUGUAUCUUCAUCAUCAUAUUAAAAUAAAAAUCCAACAAUCUAAGCACUAUCUCUGUACUCCACUCCACUAAUUCAUCCUGAAAUUUUCUUUGUUUGCAUAAAGCAAACUGAUAAAUGACUGGUCCAUACUGAUACGAAUUAAUCCAAACUAUGUGGAUAACUGCUUUACGAUUUUGAGUUAUUUUCAGUAAUCUAAGCUUCUUCAUAUGGAUUUUGUGUAUAAAUCUAAUUAAUGAUAUCUUUAAUGUUCUCUCCACAUUUUUUUAUUGGCAGAUUGGCAACAGGGGUAUCAUUUCAGUUGGCACACAUUGUCGAUAUCUCACAGAUCUUAGUGUUCAGUUCUGUGAUAGGUGAAAAUUCAACACAUACCUCACUUUCCAUGAGUAGACACUAAUACCUUAGUUUUCGUUUCUGUCCUGUUUUAAAUGUCACCAAUUUUAUCAUGACCGUACAAAGUUUAGAUGUAUAUAAAUGAGACACGCACAAGGAUUGGUGAGAAUAUCUUUACUUAAUCCUUGCCAUUGUUUCAGGGUGAACGUUACUAUGAGUGAGUUUUUUGACCAUUUGAUGCCUAUUGUCCACCGUUUUUGCAAUGGUUUCACCUAAUGCCUGUUUGCCAAUGGCAUAUUUUUGUAAGCAGUUACAGUGAAGAUUAUUUUCUCUUUUACUCACUUACAUGGAAUUAUCUUCCAUGAGUCUUGCACACUCUAUUCCUCUGUGUCUUUGACGAGAUACAUACAUUGAUUUUCAUGCAUAGUUUGGGGUAGAGGUGUCCCAGCCAAUUCAUAAUAUUAUUACCGUUUUUUCUCUGACAAUGAUGAGUGGGAAGUGAGAGAAUAGAUUCAUGCAUGCAUAUAUGUUUCUUUUUUAAAGAUUAAGGUAUGCUAAAUACCACAUUUUAGUCACAUGGUUGUUUAUUCUUUAAUUUAUUGUGGCACUUUAUUCGUACUAAUAAUGUUAGUGAACCUUAGCCUAGUGAAGAUUUGAUAACAACCAUAUUUCCCAAAAAACACCAAGAUCUAGUCUAGGAUCUUGCAUUCUCCAGGUCGGAUCUCACGUUUGAUUCAGCUAACUGAAGCUAGUUUUCACCUUGUUCCAUCUAUGCAUUUUCCAUUGUUUAUUUUCCAACUUUGUGUUCAAUUCUACAUGAUCCACUUCACUACAACGUAUAUUCUUGGGUCUUAUCCGCUGUCAGGGUCGGAGAUUCUUCUCUAAUUGCUAUUGGUGAAGGCUGCCCCCUCCAACGCUUGAAUGUCAGCGGAUGCCACCAAAUCACCGACAUCGGGCUGGCAGCUAUUGCCAGAGGAUGUCCUUCUCUUGUUUACCUUGACAUCAGCGUCCUCCAGGUACUGUCCCAUCCCCCCACCACUUGACUUGCAGACGCAAUAUCGGAAAGAUCUAAGCUUAUGCCUACCAUAGUUUACGAACCUUGGUCAGGCCUCAAUAUCCUCUUAUAUUUUUAUGCAAUAAUUCGCUCCAACUUUGAUAUAUCAACCCUCUACAUACGGUACAUGUGUGAAGAUAUCAAACACAAUGAGAUAAUCACCACUUGAUCUUGUGGGUGAAUUUCAUUUCUCUCACUGCAGAGUCUGGGUGACAUGGCGCUUGCAGAGCUGGGUGAGGGCUGCCCGGAGCUCAGGGACAUCGUAAUGUCGCACUGCCCCAAGAUAAGUGACGUGGGCCUGACCCACCUCGUCAAGGGAUGCGCUCUGCUUCAAUCCUUGCAGAUCGUCUACUGCCCGGGCAUCACCUCGGCUGGCGUGGCCACCAUCGUUUCGGGCUGUGCGGCCAUCAGGAAGGUCCUCGUGGAGAAGUGGAAGGUCAGCGCAAGAACUAAGAGGAAGGCGGCCUCCGUGCUGUCCUUCUUGUGUGUGGACCUCUAG
Messenger RNA from Spirodela intermedia, 12033 nucleotides. The record is from the annotation of a GenBank genome assembly. NCBI's taxonomy places the organism in Eukaryota, Viridiplantae, Streptophyta, Magnoliopsida, Alismatales, Araceae.